Sipha flava (yellow sugarcane aphid) is the source of this 1482-nucleotide messenger RNA. Its product is annotated as protein SMG9. Gene Ontology annotation, biological process: nuclear-transcribed mRNA catabolic process, nonsense-mediated decay. The transcript has 10 exons. The coding region runs from base 181 to 1449 and encodes 422 amino acids. The record is from RefSeq and is a predicted model, not a curated record. NCBI's taxonomy places the organism in Eukaryota, Metazoa, Arthropoda, Insecta, Hemiptera, Aphididae. Gene Ontology annotation, molecular function: GTP binding.
AUUUUAUACUAGAAUAAUUUUAUAUAGAACUUUGUUUUACUGAUUUUUUUAAUAGUUUGUAGUAAACUUAUAAGUUUAUCUUACGAAAGAUACUUGUAAAAAUUGUACCAUAUUAUUUUGUUUGGUAAAAUGUAUGUGAAUAUCAAUAACUAUUUUAAUUGAGACUGUUUAAAAAUAAAAAUGUCUCAAGGUUAUUCUGAAGAUUAUAAAGGAAAAAAGUCUCCAGUUAAAAAGAUAAAAGAUGAUCUUAAACAAACAGGUCCCAAACGAUUACCAAUAGUAUUGGCCAAACAUGAUGGAUCUAUUGAACGAAUCCAAGAACCUGAAAAAUGUCAUUCACAACCAACUAUCUUAAUAAAGCCUCGAGAUACAGAAAAUAGAUCUUUGUCGCCUACUCAGAAGUGUACUCCUCAAAUUAUAACCAAAAAAGAAGAAUCUUAUCAGACUUGUAUACAAAAAUCAGGAAAUGAAGAUCAAGUACAAGUUCCAGCUGAAAUGAAAACACCAGUUAAAUUGAUUGAUGAUUAUAUGCAAUUUCUUAAUGAAGGCUUAAGUAACAGUUUAUUGGAACAAACUGAUUUCUUAGUUAUUGGUUGCCUUGGAUUGCAAGGAGUCGGAAAGUCAACCCUUAUGUCUUAUAUUGCAAACAAGCCUAAUGUGUUUCCAACUACAACAUCUGAAUAUCUAGAAACAACACAAAAUUGUACUUCUGGUAUUGAUGCCUUUAUAACUAAAAAUAGAGUUAUUUUGUUAGACUGUCAACCUAUAUUAUCAUCAUCGGUUGCUUACUCAACGAGUCAAAAACGUAUAGUGCAAUCUAUUGAUUCAUCAAGUUUACCAUUUGACAAUGAAAUGAUUUCUUUGCAGCUGGCUGCAUUUUUAUUAUCAGUAUGUCAUAUUGUGUUGUUAGUCCAAGAUUGGUUUUUUGAUCCCAAUAUUUUUAAAAUAUUACAAACAGCUGAAAUGUUAAAGCCACCCAUGCCAACUUCACAUCGCAAUGAAGAACUUGUAGAAUAUUUUCCUCAUAUUGUUUUUGUGCAAAAUAAAUCAUUUUAUUCAGAUUUUAGUAUAAAAAAUAUUAAAACAGUACAACAUAUCUAUGCUCAAUUAUUUGCACGAUCUCGUCUUCACAUACAGAGUGGAAUAAGUAUUGCUAAUGGCAAUGUUAUUAGUGAAUUAAAUCCAUCAAAUUGUGGUGAUCCAAUUAAUUUAUUUGUCUUGGCCAAUAGUGAAAAAGAAAAAAAAUCUGAAAUGAAUGGUUAUCACAAAAUGCACCCAGGCCAAUCAAUUCUAAUUCAAGAACUCAGAAAACAACUAUUGGGCUUACCAAUAUCACCACUUACACACACUCAAUUAACUGAAAAAACUUGGUUACAUUAUUGUUCCAAAGUAUGGGAUGCAAUCAAGAAAAGUCAAUUUUUCAAUGAAUAUAAUAGACUUCAGGCAUAAUAUAAAUUGUAUAGUUUAAAUUUAAAGUAAUAA